Molecule: messenger RNA, 348 nt
Organism: Rhagoletis zephyria (snowberry fruit fly)
Lineage: Eukaryota; Metazoa; Arthropoda; Insecta; Diptera; Tephritidae
Source: RefSeq, a predicted model, not a curated record
CCAAACGCAGUGCCGAAAUUUUACCGUAGUCGUACUAUUCCAUUUGCGUUGAUGCCAAAAUUUAAAGCUGAAGCCGACCGUUUACAACAAGCCGGAAUUUGGAAACCAAUUAAAUGCAGUGAUUGGGCUUCUCCAAUUGUAGUUGUAACUAAGCCUGACGGUUCGUUAAGAAUAUGCGGAGAUUUUAAGGUUGCUGUGAACCCGCAAAUUUAUGCAGAGCAGUAUCCUUUGCCAACGCGCGAAUCUUUAUUUUAUAAACUACGCAAAGGUACUCAUUUUUCANAACUACGCAAAGGUACUCAUUUUUCACAAAUUGACUUACGCGACGAAUAUUUGCAAAUGGAAUAG